UGUUGCUUUUGGGAUAGACAUAUUGGGCUUCCAUCAUUCUCAUUACUCAUUUAGAUUUAGGCCAUACCAAACUGCUUACAAUACCAUGGUUUAUCGUUUAUAGAUCCUAUUCUUGGUCCCUCAGUUGGUCGAAAGCUCCCUCUCAAGGUUACUAUUAGUUACACUCUGACUGCUCUGACCUGGAAGAAGCAUACAUUUUCAUAGAACCUUUCCUACCUACCAGCCUCUAUCCAAGAUUCCAACUCUGCAAAAGGGUAAAGAAACUACUACACAAGAAUCUAUUCCAGAGUCUACUGCUCACAAAACUUGCUCGCUAAUAUGCUACUUCCUCACCACCCAUCAUCCAUUCCCGACUCAUUGUGGAGGUCAAGAUUUAAUCUUCAUCACCUCAGCACCCAGCUUCACAGGCUAUCCAUUCCCUACACAGCAACAUUCAAUGAUAGGCCAACCACAUUGUUCAAAACAAAUCAACAUUCCUUCUCUACAUUACCCUCCAAGAAUCACCAUCCUCUCCUUUUAACUACAAAAUGUACACCCCAAAGUUUGGCACUUCCUGUUGUUUCCCAUGAUGAAGGGGAAAAUAGUGUAGAAACAGUGAAGAAUCAGCUACCACAAGAACCACAGAAACAAUACAAGGAGAAGAGCUUCUGGGGUGCUGUUAGUUUGAUUAUUGGUACUGCAGUGGGGCCUGGAAUGCUGGGUUUGCCAGCUGCAACAAUAAAAUCAGGUCCACUUCCGUCAACCAUUGCCAUUCUUCUUUCUUGGGUUUAUGUUAUUUCCUCCAUCAUUCUUGUUGCAGAGCUUAGUUUUGCCGCAAUGGAAGAAGAUGGACUUGCAGAGGUGAGCUUUACUGGCCUUGCAACAAAGGCAUUAGGAGGUCAUUUUGGUGCGUUUGUUGCAGUCAUUUAUGCCUCCCUGAGUUUUUCUUUGUUAGUGGCUUGUGUUUCAGGCAUUGGUUCAAUAGUGUGUCAAUGGUUUCCCUGGAUGAAUUUGGUAUUGGCUCAUGCUCUGUUUCCUCUUGCUGUUGGAACUGUUAUCAUGUUCUUUCCAUUUAAGGCCAUUGAUUUUACAAACAGGCUUUUAUGCUUCCUCAUGCUUUUCUCCAUAACUGCGUUAGUGGCCAUUGGUUUAUCCGUGGCCAGAGCAAAUGUGUUACGCUCCUUUGCUCAUGCCUCAUGGAGUUUGUCAUCUAUUUUGCCAGCGAUACCUGUCACUGUACUCACAUUAGGGUUCCAUGUCAUCACUCCUUUUAUUUGCAAGAUUGCUGGAAAUUCUGUAUCCGAGACUCGAAAAGCAGUACUGAUUGGAGGGGCUGUUCCAUUGAUUAUGGUUCUCUCAUGGAAUUUGAUUGUUUUAGGGCUUGCUGGAACUACCUCAGUUACCUCACCAAAAGACCCUAUAUCCCUAUUACUUUCUGUGAAUCCUUCUGCUUUAUCUGCAGUUCAAGGCUUUGCUUUCUCUGCUUUAGCAACUAGCCUGAUAGGAUAUGCUGUAAGCUUUCCAAAGCAACUUCUUGAUACCUUGGAGUUAAUUUUAGCGAAAACAAGUUUAGAAAAGCAAAACUGUUAUCAGUCUCAGUUGGUCUCUACGGGUGAUGGCUCUGGGAGAGUUGGUUUUGUGAUUUAUUCGGGUCAGGAGGAUUGCGGAAAAAUUGGGAAAGUUUCAUUUGGCUCAAACAGUAUUGCUGCCUCAGAAGAUGAACUACUGUUAAGAAUGACUGAGCUUAAAUCAUUUGAAAUGUUUGUAAUGCCACUAGUUCUCACUGCUCCAGUUCUCAUAGCUUCCUUCUUCCGCUCAACCUUUUCCAGAGCCCUUGAUUUUGCUGGGGUUUAUGCAAACUGCUUCCUGUUUGGCAUCCUUCCUCCAGCAAUGGCAUACAUACAGCAAUCAAAGAAGAAGCUAAGGUUGUCUAUCCUCCCGGGAGGAGAUGCCACACUUGCACUACUGUUCAGCAUUGCUGUCAUUUUGGGGAUUUGGCAUUAGAUGGCCAGCAGGUAGAUCUAAUAGAGAAAAGAAUAGUGUGUUCCCAGACUGACACUAAAGAUACUUCAGCAAUCUCUUUAACUGAAGAGGCACAACUGCUAAAAUGAAGUAGAUGAGAUCCUUCUGGACUAAGAUUUUCAUCCAAGGAAUCAAUUGAUACAGCAUUCUCAGGCUCCAUGUUGGCACUGAAUUCGCAGCAUGCUUUCUGCAAUCUGUAUUAUUUGGAAAAUGUUACCGAGCGAGAGAGAGAACCUUGGAGAACACGAUUCUGCAGGCAAUGAUAUUUUAAUAUAUAGGUGCCCCUCACUGGAUCCGUCAGCUGAUGAUCACCUACUGAGAUGUUUGAAAGAUUUAGAACUUGGUGUAGGAGGCUGAACCCCUUUGAGCUCUAAUGUAAUAAGUUCAGUCUUUUGUUGUUCUUGUUCAGAUCUAUAUAUCUUAUCAUGUUUUUGUUUGUAUCCACUACGGGAUGCAUACAGUUUCUAUCAUGUUGUCAAAUAUCUCACAUGAAAGAAUAUACCUCUCUGUCCUUUUU
Messenger RNA from Theobroma cacao (cacao), 2518 nucleotides. Its product is annotated as Tryptophan/tyrosine permease. Gene Ontology annotation, biological process: amino acid transmembrane transport. The record is from RefSeq and is a predicted model, not a curated record. NCBI's taxonomy places the organism in Eukaryota, Viridiplantae, Streptophyta, Magnoliopsida, Malvales, Malvaceae.